AUGAUCACGAACCGCAACAUGUUCCUGGACGAGGACCAGAGCCUGCCAGUGGAAACGCUGCCCGCCGGCCAGGGAUACCCCAAAGCCUACUCCCGCGGCAACUCGAACGCUUCGGGCGCCUACCCCGAGCCCGUGCGGCCAGGCACCGGCGUCGCGUCCUCCACGUCGUACGGCGCGUCGCAGUACCGCGGGCAGGCACCCCGCGCGGGGCCGAUGCCCAACCAGCGCCCGAUGACUAGCGGAGGUGCUCCGCUCGGCGGGCGCACGCUGGCGAACCAGCAGUCCCUCAACAACCGCAUGCAGCCGCAGUACACCGGAGGCGACGUCCUCGGCGGCGAGGGCGACGAUUCGUCCGCGCCGCUCUCGUCGAUGACUGCAGCCGAGCGUAUGAAGCGCCAGAAGCACCUCGCGGCCCAGAAGCGCUCGAUGCGCCUGAUGGGCUCGCUGGCCACCUCCAACCCCGCGCCGCGCCAGGGCGGCCUCGUCCCGCGGCCCCCCUCGGGCUCCCCGGGCUCCGUGCCGCUCCCGCACCACCAGGCCCCCGCGUCGCCCCCCGGCGCCGACGGCCAGCCGUACGGCCGCGUGACGCCCGACGGGCACCUGGAGGGCGCCCAGGACCCCGUGCCGUGGGCGACGGCGCCCGGGAUGCAGCGGCAGCCGACGCCGCCGCAGGGCUACGUCGCGCCGCCUUCCCCGCAGCAGUACGUGCAGCCGCAGGCCCCGCCGACGCCGCCGCAGGCCGAGGUGCUGCACGUGCAGAACGGCAUCCAGCAGCUCUCGCUGGCGCAGGACGCGCCGCCGCAGCAGGCGCCCGUGAUGCAGGAGGCCGGCCUCGUCGACAUCCAGCAGCCCGCGCCGCAGCAGAUCGGCCCCGGCGGCGUGCCGUACACCAACGUGCUGUCCAACCCCGCGUACAACGCCGAGUCGUCCGCGGCGUCGCCGGCGGCGGCGGCGGGCGCGGCGCCGGCGUCCCCGGGCGGCGCGGUGCUGCAGCGCGGCAACUCGAGCGUCGUGGCCAAGCCGACGGCGCCGGCGACGCCGCAGGGCGCGCGGCGGUCGGACGACGCGGCGAGCGAGGACGGCGAGGACGGGACGCACCAGGUGGUCGCGGGGGGCGCGCCGGAGGGCGCGGCGCCCGCGGCGAACACGGUCGUGCGUCCGCGGAUAAAGGACACGGUGGCGUUUCUGGACUCGCCCGCGCCGGCGGACUCGAUCGUGCAGUGCUACAUCAUGCGCGAGAAGGUCGGGAAGCAGGUGGUGUACAAGCUGUACCUGAACGAGGACGACGGGUUCCUCCUCGCCGCGACGAAGCGCAAGCACAACCGCACGAGCAACUACCUGGUGUCGCUGGACGAGGACAACAUGAACCGCGACAGCAAGGCCUUCUUCGGGAAGCUGCGGAGCAACUUCGUGGGCACGGAGUUCACGAUCUACGACCACGGCAUCAACCCGAAGAAGGCGCACAAGGAGUCGGGCGCCGAGGUGCGCUGCGAGCUCGGCGCCGUCAUGUACCAGGCCAACAUCCUCGGCACCAAGGGCCCGCGGAAGAUGUCGGUCGUCAUCCCCGUCGUCAACCAGGAGGGCCACCGCGUCGAGUUCCGCCCGCUCUCGGACAAGGACAGCAUCCUCUCGCUGCUCAAGGACCGCUCGCGCCUGCGCGACAUGAUCCUGCUGAAGAACAAGAGCCCCAAGUGGAACGACGCGCUCGGGGCGUACUGCCUGAACUUCAACGGCCGCGUGACGCACGCGUCGAUCAAGAACUUCCAGCUCAUCUCGGACGACGACCCCGAGUACGUCGUCCUGCAGUUCGGCAAGGUCGGGCGCGACGCCUUCACCAUGGACUACCGCUGGCCGAUGUCCGCGCUGCAGGCCUUCUCGAUCUGCCUGUCGUCGUUCGACUCGAAGCUCGCGUGCGAGUGA
Molecule: messenger RNA, 1920 nt
Organism: Pedinophyceae sp. YPF-701
Lineage: Eukaryota; Viridiplantae; Chlorophyta; Pedinophyceae
Source: the annotation of a GenBank genome assembly